This is a messenger RNA of Knipowitschia caucasica, 270 nucleotides long. Lineage: Eukaryota; Metazoa; Chordata; Actinopteri; Gobiiformes; Gobiidae. The record is from the annotation of a GenBank genome assembly.
AUGGUAGUACGGAAAACAACGAAACCGACACUGUACCGUGAGUGGAGGCAGGGAGAAGGGUGGACAGCGGCAGGCAGACAACGGCAGGCAGACAUAAGUCCCGUUCCCGGUAUGGAAGCGGCAGGGUGCGCGGAGCAAUGCCUGGCCGCGAGCAGCAGCGGCCACGGGGAGACGAGCGGCAGCGAGUCCGCAGGAGAGGACCCGCGUGGUUUGUCCACAGGGCGUUUCUCACUGACCUUGAAGCACAGUUUGCAGAGCAAAGCAAAAUGA